UUUCGCAUAGUCACUGAACAAAAAGAAUCACGUCCAAUUACAUCGGAAACAGAUCGGCGAAUAAUUUGUAGUUCGUGUAAUUUCUCAAAAACAACCAUGCUUGGAAUGGAAAACUUUCCCGAGUACGAGGUGCCUGGAAUACGCAAGGUGCAAUUUUAUCCCUACGAAUCGAACGGCGGGAGCGUUGUAGCUAUUGCCGGUGAAGAUUUUGCCGUCAUCGGUGCGGAUACUCGUCUGAGUUCCGGUUACUCCAUUCAUACACGCACCCAGAACAAAUUGUUUCGUCUUUCGGACAAUACGGUGCUGGCAUCUACUGGAUGUUGGUGCGAUACGCUCGCACUGACGAGCUUGGUGAAGGUGCGGAUGCAAAUGUACAAAGAUCAGCACCAGAAGAACAUGUCAACUCCGGCCGUUGCCCAGAUGCUGUCCAUUCUGAUGUACAACCGUCGGUUCUUCCCGUACUAUGUGUCGAACGUACUGGCCGGAUUGGACCAGAACGGUAAGGGUGUUGUUUACAGCUACGAUCCAAUCGGACACUGUGAGAUGACAACAUACCGGGCUGGGGGUUCGGCCGGACCGUUGUUGCAACCGGUUUUGGAUAAUCAGAUCGGUCAGAAGAAUAUGCUCAACGUGGAUCCGGAACCGGUCAAAAUGGAGAAAGCCGUCUCAAUCAUUAAGGACACGUUUAUUUCGGCUACGGAGCGAGAUAUCUACACUGGAGACUCCGUUAUCAUCAACAUUAUUACAAAAGACGGUAUCAAGGAAGAAACAUUGCACCUCCGAAAGGAUUAAACAUUUCUGUAUGUGGUCAAUGAUGGGGUUUUCAUUUGUUUUUGGAUUAAUAAACGUAUAAAGUCCAUCUUAAAAAUUAUUUCUUAAUAAAAAAAAUACAACAGCCGAUUGUUUUUAGAUUGGAAGAAGAGAGUAAUGCGCACAAUAUAUUUCAAAA
Anopheles moucheti is the source of this 949-nucleotide messenger RNA. It is a transcript of the gene Prosbeta6, whose product is annotated as proteasome subunit beta type-1. The record is from RefSeq and is a predicted model, not a curated record. The transcript is spliced from 2 exons. Lineage: Eukaryota; Metazoa; Arthropoda; Insecta; Diptera; Culicidae. The coding region runs from base 97 to 792 and encodes 231 amino acids. Gene Ontology annotation, cellular component: proteasome core complex.